Sebastes umbrosus (honeycomb rockfish) is the source of this 1736-nucleotide messenger RNA. RefSeq lists its product as uncharacterized. The transcript is spliced from 2 exons. The coding region runs from base 419 to 1357 and encodes 312 amino acids. The record is from RefSeq and is a predicted model, not a curated record. Lineage: Eukaryota; Metazoa; Chordata; Actinopteri; Perciformes; Sebastidae.
UGAUUAUUGAUUAUUGAUGCAUUCAUGUGUUUGUCUCUUUAACGGUGCAGCUGGUCAGGGUGGGGCUCUGCUGGCUAACACUGAAACCAGAUCUGCACCAUCACUCUGCUGAGGCCAUCAGGAAACCUCCAGCAGACUUAGAUCACAUCUGGACCUGAGAUCACAUCUGGACCUGGACCUGGACCUGAAAUCACAUCUGGACCUGGACCUGAGAUCACAUCUGGACCUGGACCUGAGAUCACAUCUGGACCUGGACCUGAGAUCACAUCUGGAUCUGGACCUGAGAUCACAUCUGGACCUGGACCUGAGAUCACAUCUGGACUUAGACCUGAGAUCACAUCUGGACACAUCUGUCUGAGCUGAGUGUUCCAGAAAAACUCCAUCCUUCGUCUUUCAUCUGAUCCUGAAAAGCAGAACGAUGGGUAACAUUUGGGGUAAUGCGACGUUACCCGAGGAGCAGAUGACGGUGCUAGAGGAGAAAUUUCUGCAGAAUUUUGUGAUGAGACUCGCCAGGGGUCCAGAUGUGACCGUCCACAAGAGCCUGGAGAAGUUCACCAGUCUGUCGUCUUCAGACAAUCUGAGACAACAUUUCGAGAAGAGGAAGAAGAAGGCGGGCAAACGCGCCGCCGACUGGAUCAAGAGCCUGGCGGAGAAGCUGGGUGGCUUGACAUCAGCUCCUGAACUGGCGGGCCUCGGAGCGCUGGCCAUCGCCGUCUUCAUCGACACGGUGUCCUCCAGUCCGCCUGAGGAGAGCACGAAGGACGCUCUGCGAUGUGUGUUUGCUGAGGAGAAGGCCUCCGAGGUCUGGGAUCAGAUCGACGAGUGCCUGAAGAGAUGCAUGAUGCACGUCAGGAACAAAGAGCAGCUGAGGAGCGACAUGGAACGGAUGGAGUGCCAGCUGAGCGCCGCCCUCACCAAGCUGAAGAACUCCAUGGUGAGGGAUGGGUACUUGUCCUCUGAGGCUCUGAGGGCCUGGGUGAACGGGGCAGCCUUCCACAUCCAGAUGCUGAUCCACCUGGUGAGACUCGGAGGAAUCCAAACCUGCGACCCGGUAGAGAGAAUCCUCCUGGCUUACCGGAGCGACCUGGACACACUGUUCAACAAGCACAGGGAAAUUAUAGAAGCAAAGUGCAUUAUGGGAGAGCAGAGUUACUGCAUGGCCCCUAAGAAUAGAUUUCUGGUGGAUGAAGAUUCAAAGUGGUACGUCAUGGAUCCCAUCACCAGCUAUGAGAAAUAUUUUGAGGCUUAUUAUGAUCACAGGUACGGCCGGCAGCAGACUGAGGUCCAGCAGCACUUCAGUGACGUCAGAGAGAACCUGCAGAGUCUGGUUCAUCAGAGAGGAUCCUUCAACAUCUGAUGAACCUGCAGAGUCUGGUUCAUCAGAGAGGAUCUCAGGUACAUGUGAUUCCAUGAUGUCGUGCACUGGUCUGGGUCUCCAGACCUUUUUCUAUAAUCCUGGAGCGGUCCCAGUUUCAUGGAUGUCUGUUUAUAAAGAUAUCUAUACACGUGUCCCCUACUUGUGUGAGCAUAACAGUUCUAUGUUCAUGUUCUUGUCUCUCUGUUGUCACUGUAAUGUGAAUUGUUCUGUGUGUAUCAUUAAAACCAGUCAGGUUGAUCGUGUUCUUGGCCAAUAAAGCUGAAGUGAAACCAACGGCACGUUUUACAAUGAAAGAGUCGACAUGUUGAUAACAAACACACUGACAUCAUGAAAAACAACAAAUAUAGAUAUAGAUAUA